This is a messenger RNA of Vigna unguiculata (cowpea), 1739 nucleotides long. It is a transcript of the gene CLPS3, whose product is annotated as CLP-similar protein 3. The record is from RefSeq and is a predicted model, not a curated record. Gene Ontology annotation, cellular component: mRNA cleavage factor complex; nucleus. Gene Ontology annotation, biological process: mRNA 3'-end processing; tRNA splicing, via endonucleolytic cleavage and ligation. Gene Ontology annotation, molecular function: polynucleotide 5'-hydroxyl-kinase activity. NCBI's taxonomy places the organism in Eukaryota, Viridiplantae, Streptophyta, Magnoliopsida, Fabales, Fabaceae.
CUUCAUCUUCUUCCUAGUAACUUGUAUACUCUCUGUUUCUCUUAUUUCUUGCCCUUUCCCUUCCCCUUUCUGUUCCAUGUGCAAACCCUAACGACAUACCAAUUCGAUUCGAAGCAGAAAAGGUGAAAUUGGAGUUUCAGAGACGAAAAGAAAAUGGCUUACGGUGGUGCAGGUCCUGUGGGUGGUUCGGGCUCUGCAUCCACCAUUAAGCAAGUGAAAUUGGAGAGAGAAAGCGAACUCAGAAUAGAAGUGGGUAACGACGCACCACUUCGCCUUCGACUCCUUAACGGAACUGCUGAAAUUUUCGGCACCGAGCUUCCUCCCGAAAUCUGGCUCAAUUUCCCUCCCCGGCUCAAGUUCGCUGUGUUUACUUGGUUUGGUGCGACCAUUGAAAUGGACGGAGCUACUGAAACUGAUUAUACUGCAGAUGAGACUCCCAUGGUAAGCUAUGUAAAUGUGCAUGCCAUACUGGAUGGAAGAAGAAGUCGUGCCAAAGCUUCAUCACCUGAUGAUUCUGAUGCUUCUCAGGGUCCCAGGGUCAUUGUUGUAGGACCUACUGAUUCUGGAAAGAGUACCUUGUCCAGGAUGCUUCUUAGUUGGGCGGCUAAACAAGGUUGGAAGCCUACCUUUGUUGACUUGGAUAUUGGCCAAGGCUCUAUAACAAUUCCUGGAUGCAUUGCUGCCACUCCAAUUGAAAUGCCCAUUGAUCCUGUGGAAGGCAUUCCACUUGAAAUGCCUCUUGUAUACUUUUACGGGCAUGCAACUCCAAGCAACAAUGUAGAAUUGUAUAAAGUGCUCGUCAAGGAGCUUUCAGGGAUGAUCGAGAGACAAUUUACUGGAAAUACUGAAUCUCGAGCUUCAGGCAUGGUGAUAAAUACUAUGGGAUGGAUAGAAGGAGUAGGCUAUGAUUUGCUCUUGCAUGCAAUUCGUACAUUCAAGGCCAAUGUUGUCUUGGUUUUAGGUCAGGAAAAAUUGUGCAGCAUGCUCAAAGAUGUGCUUAAGAGUGAGCCGAAAGUAGAUGUUGUGAAACUUCAAAGGUCAGGUGGAGUUGUAUCUAGGAAUGCAAAAGUCAGGCAGAAGGCCAGAAGUUAUAGGAUAAGGGAAUACUUCUAUGGCCUUUCAAAUGAUCUUUCUCCACAUUCUAAUAUUGCAAAUUUUAGUGAUUUGUUUGUUUAUCGAGUUGGUGGUGGGCCACAGGCCCCACGCUCAGCCUUGCCAAUUGGAGCAGAACCUGCUGCAGAUCCAACAAGAGUUGUACCUGUAAACAUAAACCGUGAUUUGCUCCAUCUUGUCCUUGCUGUCUCAUUUGCCAAGGAACCUGAUGAGAUCAUUUCCAGCAAUGUUGCCGGGUUCAUUUUUGUGACAGACAUUGAUAUUCAGAGAAAGAAGAUAACAUACCUUGCUCCGUCUUCUGGAGAGCUUCCAAGCAAGUAUUUGAUAAUGGGAUCCUUGACAUGGCUUGAAACAUGAACUAAUGAACAGCAUUUUACCGGAAAAUGUCUCACCAAAUUUGUUGUGCUGGUUCGCCAGUUUUGUGUCGUGAUCAAAUGUAAAUACUAAAUUUAGCUUAGAUCCUCUUGUGAGGUGUUGUUUUGCGUAGUGGGAAGUUCCUCAUGUUUUUUGUAUCAAUGUCAACUUUAAACUUUUUUCCAUGUCGGGAUAGACAAUUUUGUUAUGUUUAAUUUUAGCAUGAGAAUAUCUAUUUUCUGUUUAGAUUAGUUUAUGUUGCGAAGGGAUAA